AUGUACACUUACCACCCUCAAACUUCUGGUCAAGUAGAGGUGUCAAAUAGGGAGAUUAAGAGGAUUUUGGAAAAGACGGUAAACUCUUCUAGAAAGGAUUGGGCUAUUAAGCUUGAUGAUUCUUUAUGGGCAUAUCAGACUGCAUAUAAGACUCAUAUUGGCAUGUCUCCCAUUCGCUUAUGCUAUGGAAAGAAUUGUCAUCUUCCGGUUGAGCUUGAGUACAAAGCUUGGUGGGCUAUCAAAUUUUUGAAUUUUGACUUGGAAGCUAGCGGUGAUAAGCGGAAACUUGACCUUUGUGAGUUAGAGGAAAUUCAGGAGGAGGCAUAUGAAAGUGCCAAAUUGUUUAAGGAGAAGACAAAGGAGCUAUAUGAUCGAAAAUUGGUGAAGAAAGCCUUUGAGCCCAAACAAAAGGUUCUCCUAUACAACUCUAAACUUCGUCUCUUUCCCGGUAAAUUGAAGUCAAGGUGGAGUGGACCCUAUGAAGUAGUGGAAGUGUUCCCUCAUGGUGCUAUUGAAGUAAGAAAUUUGAAUGAUGGGAGAACUUUCAAGGUUAAUGGGCACCGGCUUAAACCAUAUCAUGACUCCACUUUCGAUUCUCAUCAUGAGGUGACUUACCUCGAUGAUGCUUCUUAA
Messenger RNA from Rosa rugosa (rugosa rose), 633 nucleotides. RefSeq lists its product as uncharacterized. Bases 1 to 633 code for a protein of 210 amino acids. The transcript has a single exon. NCBI's taxonomy places the organism in Eukaryota, Viridiplantae, Streptophyta, Magnoliopsida, Rosales, Rosaceae. The record is from RefSeq and is a predicted model, not a curated record. Gene Ontology annotation, molecular function: nucleic acid binding.